This is a messenger RNA of Theileria equi strain WA, 2688 nucleotides long. RefSeq lists its product as hypothetical. The record is from RefSeq and is a predicted model, not a curated record. The coding region runs from base 1 to 2688 and encodes 895 amino acids. The transcript has a single exon. NCBI's taxonomy places the organism in Eukaryota, Apicomplexa, Aconoidasida, Piroplasmida, Theileriidae.
AUGUGGAACUAUGUAUACCUAGAUAUCAGCAAGGACACUGAUGGAAAAGAUAGAAGUAAUUACAAGGACCAGUGUGGAUGUAUAAUCAGUCUCACCAGAACAUAUGAUCCAAAAUUGCGUACAGAUCACAAUAGGUUAACUGGUUACAAAGUAUAUACCCAUACAUUACCAAGUAGUUUGGUAUGGAGAUACUAUCUUGGUGUAAUAAAUUACAAAAGUAUUAAACAAGAAGGAUUAGGUGGUUACAAUAACUACAGCAAUAGUAAAUAUGUUUCUGUAUUUUAUUGGAGGAAUGACGAUAAGAAUUUACUUCCACUAUUGAUCGGGAUAAAUAUUGGUGGAAAACAAAAAUAUUUUACGAAACAAAACAUAAAUAACGAAUGGUGGAAAAAAUACAAUAAAUCACCUUACUCCCCUGACUUUCAUUUUAAAGAUGUACUUGACAAGACCUUUAAUAAAAUCGUCAUACUAAACCUGAAUGCAGAUGCAAGUAGUAGCUACUGUGGACAUCCGUCCAAAGAAGACUUUAAGAAAUCUUAUGGAUCAGAUCUCAAACAUGCAAAUUGCGAAUACAUCACAAUUUCUGUGACUUGGAAGAAUAAUACACCAUGUCAAGGGUAUGUUGCAUUUACACAUUAUCCUGAUAGUAGUUCAAUGCGUAUUCUUUCAACAUGGCAUAGCAACAAAUUUCUUCCCUUCGAAAACAACUUGCUUAAAUCGCAAUACGAGUUGGCAACCGUAUAUUAUGCAGAAAGUGAUGACAACAAGAAACAUCCUCUCCUUGUUGAGCUUAAAAAAACUUCUGAUUUACGUGAAUUUUAUGAGCCUUAUGGAAAUACUUGGAAACAGGAAUUUAAAAACUCAACCCACUAUGAUAGCCAACUGAAAACAAGAAUUUUGAAGACGUUGGAUAAAUACUCCUGCAAACUACACGAUGCGAUUCCUGUUAAUAUUUCAAAGAAAAGUGGUAGUUACUAUUGCGAGGGGAAUUGUUCUAAUAAUCACAGAAUUAAUCUUGGAAAAGAUAAAAAUAGCAAUAGUGGACUUGAAAAUUAUGAAGCGUAUACCCAUACACUUCUAAAUGGUAUCAGUUCUACAAUUAGUAGAUUUAGAAAUGAGAAUGAAAAUAUAAUUUUACAUGGCCUUCUUCUCCCUAUACAUGCGGUUACUCAAAUUACCGUAUACUUUCCGACAUGUACUACUAAAAGCAUACCUAUAUUGAUAAAUAUCUCAAAUAGGAGCACUGAAAAAAACUGGUACCGCAGAGAGUCUAAAGAAAGACCUAAUGAAUGGAUAGCAGUUGAAAGUGUCCUAGAUAAUAUAAGACCAAAUGAUGAGGAUAAAGAAAUAAUCAUAACUGUUCUUAAUGAAAUAGUAAAAGAUUUGGGUAUAGAAGGAUGUAAAAAAAAUCUAACAAAAGCUAAACCUAAUAUUCUCCCGCCUGGAUACGUUUUAAAGGAUUCUGCAUUCAUGAAGACAUGUGGGAUGGACAUUAGAAGUAAUUGUGAUGGAGACGGAUAUGACGAUGACAGUUUUCCUCAAAUAAUUAAGCCCAAAAAGGAGGAAAGUGUUGAUAGUUUAGAAGUAAAGGUAACUGGAGAGCCUGCUGGUGCAAAAACCUUUGGUCAUGGGUCCAUCACUGGACAAAGUAAUACGGAAAUUAUAAGUGGUGGAGGUAGUGUAUCUACAGAAACUAUUGUAUCUAUGGUAGAUUGGAAACAUAUGGGAGCUGGAACGAUGCAUAAAGUGGAAGAUACUGUGCCUAAGAGACAAACAGUUUUAACAAUGACAGGUUCUAAAGAUACUAUUUCUUUUACCACCCCUGCUCUUCUUGGAACUCAAGGUGGUGGAGAUACUAUAAUUGUUGGUGAUACCACUAUCUAUACUGAUCAAGAAGGAACAUAUAAAGCACGACUUCCUGAUGGUUCUGAAGCACUAGUUAUUGUCACUGCACCAGGUAAAUUUUAUGCUGUUGCCGCUCCUCCUACUGCUGAACUUGAGGGUUCACUUCAAGAACAAUCUGUUGUCUCAUCUGACCUAGAUACUGCUGGACCUCAGAAACGUGGUGAAGAUGGAGAUUCCGGUCAAGGUGUUAAAGGAAAAGCUAAACAAGAAGAAUCUAAACCUGGUAAUUCUGGUGCUACUACUGGAGGAGUCCCUGAUGGACAGGCUCAUACUGAACAUAGUCUUGAUAAUAAAGCUAAUGUUACUGCUGAUACUAGCUUGGGUACUGAAGCUGGAACUACUGGUGUAAGUGGUAGUAGUGAUGGUGGAUCUCCUCCUCAACCUCAUGCUGAAGAACCUCCUAAAGUUCCUCAACAAGAUGUCCAAUCUAACACAAAUGCUAAGAAUACUCAAGAUGAAGGUGGUAAUCCUGGAGGUGCUGGGUUGACUGGUGAUAGAGGUAUUUCCGGUCUUCCUGGACUAGGAGGUGUUCUUACUGGAACUGAAGGAGAAGCUGAAAAAGCUAAUUCCGAAACUCUUGUUGGUGAACUUACUGGUACUACUGCUUCGGGUCAAUCCAAUGCUCAGCCUUUUAUUUCCGGUCCUAUUACUGCUGGUGGUCUAGCUGUUCUCACAGGUGUUGGCACAUAUGGUGGCCCUCUUGCAGGAGCUGGUGGUCUUACUGGACUUGGUUGGUGGGCCUAUAAGAGCUUUAAAAAAGAUCCCUGGGUAAGACAAAUAUAA